Messenger RNA from Diabrotica virgifera virgifera (western corn rootworm), 1433 nucleotides. RefSeq names its product splicing factor 45 (gene Spf45). The coding region runs from base 197 to 1369 and encodes 390 amino acids. Gene Ontology annotation, cellular component: precatalytic spliceosome. The record is from RefSeq and is a predicted model, not a curated record. The transcript is spliced from 3 exons. NCBI's taxonomy places the organism in Eukaryota, Metazoa, Arthropoda, Insecta, Coleoptera, Chrysomelidae. Gene Ontology annotation, molecular function: RNA binding. Gene Ontology annotation, biological process: mRNA cis splicing, via spliceosome; alternative mRNA splicing, via spliceosome.
AAGAAGAAUAUUGAUAUUGAACUUAACCUUAACAAAAUACAAAAUUUAUUAACAGAAAGACAGAAUUUAAUAAGUUUGUUUUUUUGUGAAUUUCAGAAUUAUUGGUUUCACAUUCACAAUUUUGUAGAUACACACAACACACAUACAUAUAUUUAUAUUGAACUGGACUUACAAAUUACUAACAUACUUUUUAAAUAUGUCUUUAUAUGAUGAUUAUGAUGUAAAAACCACAGCAACAGAAAAAGUACAAGGUUGGUCAUCUGGCAUUAAAUUACUUCAAUCACAAUUACAACUUAAAAAAGCUACUGUAACUCAACCUAAAAGAGAUCAACUUCGUAAGUCUGUAAGUUUAGCUCCAGUGAUAGAUUUAAAAUCCAAACGAGAUGAUGAUGAACUUAAAUCCCUAGCAAAACCUAAGUCAGAUCCUUGGCCGCCAAUUUUAAGUUCAGCUGGCGAUGACUUAAAUAUAGUAAAUGAAUAUAAUCCAUCCUGGCCAAAUGAGUUUGAGAAAAAAGUUAAAGAAUUAAGAGAACAUAGUAGAGACCGUGAAAAUAGAGAACCUAGGGACAGAGAUAGAACUGAUAAAGAAGAAAAAAAGAAGGAGAAAAAACGUAAAAGUAGAUUUGGUGAUCCAGAAGAAAGUAUGUCGCCACCAUCAAUAGUUAACUCGACACCUCAGAUGAGUCAGCCACAAAUUGGUAGUGGCUUUUCAGGUAGAUGGAAUGAAGAAGAUGAAGAAGAAAUUGCUCCAAAACAGCCUCGUCCUUCUGGAGGUGCUGCCAUAGCACCUCCACCAAGUCUUCAAGAACCAUCAGAUCCAGUUCCUAUUAUUCCUACUAAACCUCAACCAGCUUCUAGUUAUGGUGGUUCAGUUGCUGCAAAAAUUAUGGCAAGAUACGGAUUUAAAGAGGGACAAGGUCUGGGUAGAAUGGAACAAGGCAUGGCCAGUGCAUUACAAGUAGAAAAAACUUCCAAGAGAGGAGGAAGGAUUAUACAUGAAAAAGAAAUUUUGGCCCCUCCUACAAUAGAUCAAGUAACACAACCUCCUACUAUCACAGAAAUAAUGAAAAAUCCUAGUAAGGUUGUGCUACUAAAGAAUAUGGUCGGUCCUGGGGAAGUAGAUGACGACCUAGAACCAGAAGUAAAAGAUGAAUGCAAUACAAAAUACGGUCCGGUUGCCAGCGUCAUUAUACAUGAAAUUUCCAGUGAUAAUCCGGAAGAAUGCGUACGGAUAUUCGUAGAAUUUUUAAGAAUCGAAAGUGCUAUUAAAGCUGUUGUUGAUUUAAAUGGACGAUUUUUUGGAGGAAGGCAAGUUAAAGCAGCCUUUUACGAUACUGAAAAGUUCGACAAUUUACAAUUACUAGAUUAAUUGUUGUAAACUAACUAAUUUAUUUGUAAUUUUAAUUUGUGCGUUAAAUAUAUUUUUAAUUUUU